ACUCUGAUAGGCUGGAGCACCAGCUGGAAGAGGCGGUCACACUGCGACAGGACUACGAGAGCUCCGCCUCCAAACUGAAGACGGUGGAGAGACAGGUGAAGACGCUGAGACAGGAGAAGGACGACGUCCACAAGCAGCUGGCCGACUCCCUGGAGCGUCUGAGGAGUCAGACGAAGGAGCUGAAGGAGGCGCACUCUCAGAGGAAGGUGGCGCUGCAGGAGUUCUCCGAGCUGUCCGAGAGGAUGGCCGACCUGCGCUCGUCCAAACAGCGUCUGUCCCGCCAGCUGAGGGACAAAGAGGAGGAGAUGGACGCCCUGCUGCAGAAGAUGGACACCAUGAGGCAGGACAUCCGAAAGACCGAGAAGAACCGCAAGGAG
Molecule: messenger RNA, 377 nt
Organism: Plectropomus leopardus (leopard coralgrouper)
Lineage: Eukaryota; Metazoa; Chordata; Actinopteri; Perciformes; Serranidae
Source: RefSeq, a predicted model, not a curated record